UCACCCGUCAUGUUACCGUGAACGAUAAUAAAAUGAUGGGAUUUUAAUGUAUUUUUAAAUAAGACUGCUUAAAAAUUCGAGUAUAAAUUGGGCACUGUAAUGGUACACCGUUUGAAAACAAUCCUCUAACAUGGACCGGUACGUGUCACUUCUUGGUGUGAUGUUUCUUGUAGUGGUAAGUAACGUCCAGUGUAGUAAGCGUUACGAAACUCUCGGUACUAAUAAUUCGAAUAUGCAGACGGUGGAACAGGCGAUGGGCCAUCUACGGCCGGAUCCGCUUGGAUGUCACAAUGGUACGAAGGCUACCGUGGAUGAGUGCUGCCCGAUACCGGUACUUGCUGAUAAGGCCAUCAUGGAGAAGUGUAAAUCCGAACAUCCGUUCAAGCCACCGAAGAAAGAUCCUAAGGAACACGGUACCCAUCCAGGAAUGUGUAUCGCCGAAUGUAUCCUGAAGGGUAUGGGUGCCCUGAAGAAUGGACAGAUUGAUGCGGCUGGGUUUAAGAAAGCAAUCGAACCAGUCGUCAAAGCCAAUCCAACCUUUGCACAGGUGAUUGAUGAAACACUUAAAACGUGUGAACAGCGUACUAACAUGGACACCGGAUUUUCCAUGAAUCCGAAUAAUGCUUGCAAACCUGAUGCAAAGUUCUUCGUUAACUGCGUGUAUGGGACAUUGUUUGAGCAAUGUCCACCGACUGUCUGGACGAAGAAAGUUGAAUGUACACAGUUGAAGGACAAGAUAAAGAAAGGUUGCCCAUACUUUGCCAUGCGCAACGGUCGUCGUAUGCGUCCGACCUAAAUGGUACCUCGGUACAUGAGAACGCACAUCAUCGUUAGAAUUGCAAAACAGGUGACAAAAAGGCUUAAGAACGAUAAAUAAUAAACCAGAAGCAAUCAAUGAUGCAAGCUGUGUGAGUUCGGCUCCCGCUUAACACAACACAAUGGCUCUGUUCGUUAUCAGGAUAAUCGUAAUUGUUUAAAUUAAUAAAUCCGACAAAUGACACUCACAAUGGUGAGGUAAAUUGCUCCGGUAGUUUAAAUUAAACUAGGCUCCAAGGUCAGACG
This is a messenger RNA of Anopheles funestus (African malaria mosquito), 1062 nucleotides long. RefSeq names its product general odorant-binding protein 67-like. The coding region runs from base 131 to 796 and encodes 221 amino acids. Lineage: Eukaryota; Metazoa; Arthropoda; Insecta; Diptera; Culicidae. The record is from RefSeq and is a predicted model, not a curated record. The transcript has 3 exons. Gene Ontology annotation, molecular function: odorant binding.